This is a messenger RNA of Loa loa (African eye worm), 957 nucleotides long. RefSeq lists its product as hypothetical. The coding region runs from base 1 to 957 and encodes 318 amino acids. Gene Ontology annotation, molecular function: DNA binding. The record is from RefSeq and is a predicted model, not a curated record. The transcript is spliced from 9 exons. NCBI's taxonomy places the organism in Eukaryota, Metazoa, Nematoda, Chromadorea, Rhabditida, Onchocercidae.
AUGCUUGUUAAUACACGUAAUACACGUACUCUACGCCAGGAUAACUUCGCAAUUCGAAAAUCAACAAAAGUGGAGGACUCAACGGACGACACUAUGAAACGGGCAAGGACAGAAAUGUCUACAUCUUCGGUGAUAUCUGGUACUAGUACGAAAUCAACUGGAUAUAACUCAAUCGUUAUUCCUGCACCCAUAGUACCGUCACAAUACAAUGCAAAAAAUGCUGGUAGAAAGAAGACAAAUCCGGUGUGGAAUUAUUUCGUGGAUUUGAAAACGAAAGGACUGAGUGGUGUGCGAUGCCGUUAUUGCGAGUGGAUAACAAAUGACCGCAGUCCAACAACGUUGAAAUUCCAUUUGAAACGUAAACACGACACGGGCCUUGGUGGCGUUUGGAAUAUCGUGGAAGAACGAAUUGGUAUCAAUCAGCCGCAGGGCCGUAGCCGUUUUGUUAUUAAUAAUAAGAAUGGUGAAACAGUUCCCUUCAUGAUCCCUGUGGAUACUGAAAUAAGACCAGAACCGGAUAGAGACCAACAGUGUUAUCCUGAAGCAGGUGCUCGUGUUGUUGUGGAUGCGAAACCAAGUUCGUCACAGCAGGCAUUAUUAGAUCAGUUCAUACAAAAUGCUACAAAAAAAUGCGAAGGCGACGAUGCGGGUGAAAGUAAUGAACCAUCGUACGUGUUGAGCGAUGGGAGCAAUUUGUCUGAAUUGUUGCGUGUUGCCAACGAUAUGGACUUGGCCUUUACUUACAAUUCUAGGAGAACCGGGGAAUUCUGCUUUGAAUCGAAUGCGCAAGACAUGAGGGGUCGUUUGGUUGUGUUUGCGGAUCUUGGAACUAAAGUUGCUGUGCGUGAACGUUUCAACGGCAGUGAUUUAAGUUACGAAGAAUGGAGCAAAGCUGAUUGGAAACAAUUCCUAUGGGCAGUACGCGGGAAGUGCAUGAAUGUUCUUAGGGGACUUUGA